Triticum aestivum (bread wheat) is the source of this 429-nucleotide messenger RNA. RefSeq lists its product as uncharacterized. The record is from RefSeq and is a predicted model, not a curated record. NCBI's taxonomy places the organism in Eukaryota, Viridiplantae, Streptophyta, Magnoliopsida, Poales, Poaceae. The transcript is spliced from 3 exons. The coding region runs from base 47 to 370 and encodes 107 amino acids.
GUUAAUUUUGCAGGCGAUCGUUCGUCGAAACAGGAGAGCCAAACAUAUGGCGGCGGCGUCGCGUCGGUUGCUGCCGAUGGUCAGCUGGCGACUCGCUGCCCCUCAGCCCCUCUCCUCCUCCACCGGCGCCAGCGCCGCCGCCGGCGUCACCGAGGCUGCCCAGGGUAAUCGUGCGGAUACGUGUAUGAACAUCCGAUCAUACAGGACAGAUGCUGCCGCACGUGAAUCACAAGGGAGUUUGGCGUAUAAACAAGGACGGGCCGAUAUGGCCCUAGAUCUCGUGCUCUACGGAAGCGUGGGGGCGCUGUGCUAUGCGAUAUACUUCGAAUAUAAGCAUGACCUUGAAAAGGCCAGAAGGAAUAACCAUUAGAUCUUGAUGAGCUAUGCGUUUAUUUUUUAUUUUUUUAAAUGAUUCCUAAAAAACUCAUA